This is a messenger RNA of Clunio marinus, 204 nucleotides long. Lineage: Eukaryota; Metazoa; Arthropoda; Insecta; Diptera; Chironomidae. The record is from the annotation of a GenBank genome assembly.
AUGAGAAGAGUUGAGAAGAUUGAGCCACUUAAAUUUUUAGAAAACGUCGUUCUUUUACUACGUAUUCUCAACACUCUUUUCUCCACAAAAUCCCUGAACUCCUGCAAGAUACAUCAAAGGUUGAUUCUCAUGUUUGAUGGAAAACGAUGGAAAUUCAAUGAUAAAGAUAAUUCAUUCUUUACAAAUAUUGAAGUAGAUAUUUAA